This is a messenger RNA of Selaginella moellendorffii, 1955 nucleotides long. RefSeq names its product pentatricopeptide repeat-containing protein At2g18940, chloroplastic-like. Gene Ontology annotation, molecular function: protein binding. Bases 1 to 1854 code for a protein of 617 amino acids. NCBI's taxonomy places the organism in Eukaryota, Viridiplantae, Streptophyta, Lycopodiopsida, Selaginellales, Selaginellaceae. The record is from RefSeq and is a predicted model, not a curated record. The transcript has 2 exons.
AUGUGUUCCUUUCUCGUUUCGUAUCUCUUCGUCUUCUCUUUGUUUAAACAGAAAAGUAACUGGCUGGGUGAAUCCGCCGCUUCGAUUCCGGGACGAGCCUUGCCGACACAAGAUGCUCGACCUCUUGGGCGAUAUCUCGUUGUGCUGUCGAGGUGGCCAUCACGGUCUCCCCGUCGCUCAUAUCUUCGCCUUCAAGGCAAGUCACGCAUUGCACGUAAGGUUCUGCAAGGCGCUUCUUCGAACCCACGAAGAAUCCUCAGACGCUUAGGGUUCUUCCGAACUUCAAUGCUCACCGGAGCAACGAGAAGGCUGCACAAGAUCGUGGGUGCCGUGAGGUUCGUCGCUGGUUUGGGCUUCUCUACGCAACCCUCACCGCAAGGAACAGGAGGCGGCAUUGACAACGUAGCCUACCACAUUCGACACAGAAAGAGGAAACCGAGGAAGAACACCAUCGACGUGAGCACCCCUCCAGCGGCUUCUCUCGACACCCAGCUAGUUAAUCAAGUGGUGGCAGUGCUCAACGACACCGUUUACCUGGAAGAUCUGGACGAGAAGCUAGAUGGAGUGAGAACGAAGCUCUCGUCACCUCGAGACGUUGCCAUGGUGCUCAAGCUCGUCCGCGACACGAGGCUGGCAAAUGGAUUCUUCGACUGGGCCAGGAAACAAGGCGACGUCCCUUUGAAUCUGGACACUGCGCUCACGAUGCUCCACAGGCUCCUGGUGGCUCGAAAAUGGGGUGCUCUCAACAGCCUGGUAGACUGGAUGCACGACAACAGCUUUUACCUCGACUUUGGCUUGUUCGAGGCCGUGAUCAAGGAGGCCUCGGACGCUCAGCAGGUGGAAGUUUGCGAGAAGUGGUAUGGCCUCAUGCAGCAGAUCAACGUAGCUCCCAACUCCUUCAUCUGCAACCUCAUGAUCCGGGUGUAUAGUCGAGAUGGUCGAGGCAUGGACGCGCUCAAGAUCUUCCAGGACAUGGAGGACAGCAAAGUGAGGCCCACGGUGGUGACGUACAGCCAGCUCUUUUCAGUUUGCAAGGAGAUACCCGGCUCGUCCAGCAUCGUGCGAACGCUUCUCAACCGGAUGAAGCUCCAGGGCAUCAAGCUGGACAAGAUCGCGUAUACCAGCCUGAUGAACGUCUACGCCAAGGCCGGCCAGACUCAGCAAGUGGAGGACCUCUUCCAGUCCAUGGCCGGGUGCCAGAUCCAGCCCGACAUCUAUCUCCUCAACUGCGUGCUUGAGUCCUACGUGAGAGCCGGCAAGCUGGAGGAAGCUGUCCGCGUCUUCGACGAUUGCAUCCUCGGCUCUGGGAACCGGCCCAACGAGGCAAGCUACGUGAUCAUGCUGGGCCUCUACUGCAAGGCCGGCCUCUACGACAAGGCUCUGGAGCUGCUCAAGACGAUCGAUCACGACAGUGUGAAGCUCGGCGAGCAGUUCUUCAUCACCUUGAUCAAGGCUUUCUCGGCGGCGCAGUGCUGGGACGACACCAUCGCGGUGUUCAAGGAGAUGCAGUGCUCGUCGUGCCGGAUACGAGGCAGCGUGUACGUGGAGCUGCUCGAGGUGUGCUUCAAGGCCGGGUACUAUGAUUCGUGCGUGGAGUUUUUCGCGGCAGUGCUGGACAAGGGGGUGAACCGGACGCCUGGGGUGUACGAGACGAUGAUCCGGGCUUACGAGCAGAUGGGCCAGAUGGAGGAGAUCUCUCACGUCUUUGUCUACAUGCAAGACAUGCUCUGCCCAUUCACGGCCAGUGUCUACGACUUACUCCACGGCAUCUUUACCAGGACUGAGAACGUGCAGAUGCUUGAAGCGCUGGAAAAUGUGAGGAGAGCUGGGAAACUUAUUGUUCAUGGUCUUUGAUGAAGAUUAUUACCUUCCUAGAAAUUGAUUCCAUAUACUAUGCUAGAAAUACUUCUAUUUGUAAUAAUCAUAUAGAAAUAUAACGCAUUGUUUACCUUUCA